This is a messenger RNA of Macrosteles quadrilineatus (aster leafhopper), 1366 nucleotides long. RefSeq lists its product as uncharacterized. Bases 516 to 797 code for a protein of 93 amino acids. The transcript is spliced from 5 exons. The record is from RefSeq and is a predicted model, not a curated record. Lineage: Eukaryota; Metazoa; Arthropoda; Insecta; Hemiptera; Cicadellidae.
AAACAGCGCUAAUUUAAAGCUUUCUGGUAGAGAUGUGCUGAUUCUCGAUGCCACCGAUUCUGGAGCAUUGAUGGCUAGAGGAAACUUUUAAAAUUAAUAAGUCUUCCCGCUGUUUGCCAGAACAGAAGAUUCAUUCCAGUUGGCUGCAAUUGACAGCCGGAUCAGAGGGGCUCUACCAUAGGCUGAGGUUCCCUGUUGCUGCGCCGAUCAUCGAGUUUCCCUCCAAUGUCAAUGAGGCAAGGCCUGCCUCCAAUGCCACAUUCAUUAACUGAGUUUGCGGCAAUACUUGAAAGACCGGAAUACAGCCAUUUGAAAGGGGUAUAGAGGACAAUAGAGGAUGCUGGUAACUUUUUCCCUGGUCUGAUAGGUGGCCAGAAAGAGGGCUGGACUGCAGCCGUAUAUAUCCCCGCGGCUGCAGAAUGAUCCCAUGCUGCAACAGACGACAAGGCUCCACAUGGAUGCAACAUUUAAGGUGUUGCCACAGGAGCUGAAUGCAUAUCAGUUGAUAACAGUCCAUGCUGAGUACAUGCAUGAAAACCAUGUCUGAUCUCCGUGCUAAACUGGACAAGCUGGAGGCUGUCGAGGGACCCUCAAGGAUCCCCAUGACCGAGCUUACCAACACUGAUGGCUACAUAAUCACGGCGGCACGGUUGCACAGCCAUGCUCAAUAUGGCACUAGCGUUAUUUUGGAGAUGUUUAGCUGUGCUAAAAUCACGAUAACUCAAAACUCCAACAGUGUGAAGCUAUGUCAUGUGGGAAACCUGAAGCUCAGCGUGGGCUGCUUGGCUUCAAUUUAAGAACAUCACAAGUUUUCACCACAGUCUCUCAAUAGUACAAUGCAAAUUAUUGGUAUCCUUGCCUGAGAGAGUGAGCAAAGAAACUUAAGCAAUGGCGAACCGCUGAACACUAUAGAAAUUACCAGAAACUCUUAAACCACAGAUUCUUUUUCUGUCCGUUUGCCGCUGCGCUACUGGGUUCACUAUCAAUGGAGAGAUCGAUCAAGCGUUUUCUUAGCCGUCUGACACUCCCAAAUGUACACGCAAGUUGAAGAGCCACUAACAUAUCUGCAUGCCCGUAUAUGAUUGGAGGAAGUGUUCAUGAUGAUGAGUAGCCUAUCUGCCUCUCACUGUAAGCCGUUCUGUUUGACCAGUUCCAAUGAUCAAUACCAAAACGUUCAAAACCACAUGUCUAGAGUGCUGGACAGUUUUUUCUCAAAUACAUGUAAGUCUUAAACAAGGUGGGAAACCCAAUUCUGUUUUGGUUGUCUGUCUUUAUGAAAAAUCAAACCUAAACCUGCUGCUUGGUCUGCAAGAAUUCUACAUUAGUUUGUAUGUAGUACACAGCUCAGAUUUUUAAAACUUUUUUG